Molecule: messenger RNA, 5865 nt
Organism: Cinara cedri
Lineage: Eukaryota; Metazoa; Arthropoda; Insecta; Hemiptera; Aphididae
Source: the annotation of a GenBank genome assembly
AAUGGUAAAAUUAGUAAUGGUGAAUUACUGAAGUGGUGAAGUCUGAAUAAUUCAUUUGCAUUGCAAUAUAUUUGCUACCCUAGUGGCGAACAAUCAUUUAGUUUUAUAAUACCGUUCAUCAAAUUAAACGUUUUAAGUUUUUUUUUUUAAAUUUUAUUGGAAUUCAACAAUUUUUGAACAUGGAGGACGAUCUGCCAUCCAAGUAUGAAGUGAUCGUCAUUGGCACUGGUAAUAUACACACACCUAUUCCAUAUGCAUAAUUAAAUUGCACAAAUGGUUUGAAAUGUUGAAUAAAGCUUUUAAUUGGUUUGCAUCAUUGUUUAUUAAAUACCUAUAUGUUAUGUUUUAGUAUAAAGGAAUAAAUUAUAUUAGGUAUGUAACAUUUCACCUAUUAAAUUGGGAGUUUUCUAUGCAAUUAUAUCCACUUCUGAUUAAUGCAGUUAAAAUUUUUUCACAUUUUUUAGUGAAUACAUAACGUUUUACAAUCCUUAAUUUUUUUUGUAUUUUAAUUAUAUUAUUGUACUUUGAACCAUAAUAUCCUAGAUAUUUAAUAUGUCAAUAUAAUUCAUUUAAUUUCCAAGAAACAAUAACACAAAUUAAUAAUUGUUGUACUUAAUAUAGUUUAUUAGGCUUUCUUUAUUUUGAUAAAGAACAUUUAAUUAUGUAUGUAUGUUCUAUAUCUAAAUUGUAUUAGUUUUUGAUUCUAUUAACAUUUAGUUCAAAUAGAAAUGUGAAUUUUAAUUUUAAACUGUACUUAUUUUUCCUAAGAUUCAAUAUUAUUUUCAAUAUCUAUUUUUAAAAUUUCUCAUUCAUAUUAAGUAUAAUUUUUAAAAUGUAAAAUUUGGAAAACUGAUUUACCAUAUGGACUAUACAAAUUAAUUUAUAGGUAGGUAUUUAUUCAUUAUAAUAUACUCUUCAAAACUAAUAGAAGGUAUAUAUUUUUCUAAAUUAUAUUUACAUUAAUUAUUAUAAUUGUAAUAAUUGCCUAUAUUAAUAAUUUUUAGAUCAUUUUCAAAGAAAAUUCAGGCUUUUUAAUAUUUUUUUAAGAACAUUACUUUUAAUUAUUAUGUACUAGUUUUCCACAUGAAAUUAUUGUACUUAAAAUAAAAAUGUAUUUCCCCUUGGCUCAUAGUUUCCACACACGUCAUUGUUAAUCAUUUAAUUAAUUUUUAAAAAAUGAACUUUCUUGCCCCUGACAAUUAAAUCAACUAGGUAAUAAAUAUAUUUUUUUUGGUAUCCUCAAGUUAACUCAUAAUUAACAAAAAUAGUUCAACGGAUAAAAGGGGUUAAAUUUUGAAACUAGCAUUUUUAAUAACUGAAUGUAUUUUGAAAAAUUGUGAAAAACAUUUCAGUAAAGCUAAUAACUCUUUUCAUAAUUAAAUAAUUAUAUUUUUUUUAAGUUUUUAAAUGUUGUUUUAUUUUAUUCCUAAUUAUUUAAUUUUUGAAUUGCAUAAUCUGUCAUUUGUUUGAUAUCAUAUUUUGAUAGUUUUUAAAAUAUAUUAAAGUAUAUAAGUAAGUGUAUAGACACAAAGUAGGUGCUCCACCUAGUUUCUUAUAAAGAGUUCAUUGAACGGUUGUGUAAUCAGAGAUUCUAUGGUCUAUUGGUCAUGGUAAUGGGAAAGUGAGUUUCCAUUACUGAGUUUUAUUUCAUCAAAAUGAAAUAAAAGUAUUGUAUAAAAAGACUUGUUCUCUCUUUUAUGGAUUAAUAAAAACUAAAAAAAAAAAGAAAAGGAAAAUUCAUUUUUAGUCUACUAAAUGUGUAUUUUUUUUUAUAGAAUAAAAUAAUAUAAUUUAGUCAUUAUAUACAUUUUAGUUUUAACAAUUUUUUCAAUUACUCCAUUAUAGUUUAUAUGAAAAAUGUGAAAGUUAUAUAAAUACCCAAUUAGUCAAUAAUAUAAUGUAUGGAAAUAUUAAUUUUUAUAAAAUAAUGAUAAAAUUAAAGUUUUAUACAAAUAUUUACUGACUUUUUAAAAUAAUAGCUUAUUUAUAUCAAAAUUUAUCAUAAGUGUACUCAUGGUUAGUACGUUUAAUAUAUUUUAGAAUGUUUAUUAAACAUUAAUAAUUUUAGAAACAUUAAACAGAAGAAAAAAAUUACUUAGUUAUUAAUAAAGUUAAUGUACACUAAUAAAUAUACACUAAUUGAUUUAAAAAUUAUUUUAGGAAUGACUGAAUCGAUUGUUGCUGCUGCUGCUAGUCGAAUUGGAAAACGAGUUCUUCAUUUAGAUAGGUAAAAUUUUUUUUUAUUGAGUAGUACAUUUGAACCCAACUAAUAUAUAGAGAACUUUUGUUGGUUAUCACAGAAAUGAUUAUUAUGGUGGUAUGUGGGCAUCAUUUACAUUCGAAGCUCUUCAAAAAUGGUUAGAUGAAUGUCGAAAUGGCAAAACAAGUGAUUCUUUAAAAUCAUCUUCUCCAUUAGUACAAGAUGGUGAAAAGUCUGUAAACAUAGGCAAUCAAUUUUCUACUGUAUUCAAUAUUGAAGAAAAGUGGUUUAUACCGGAGUAUGAUGAGUAUUACUUUUUUUGGUAAUUAACAGAAUAAACAUUAAACCUAUUUUUUUAAUACAGAAAACUUCCUUCAAUUGGUAAUCUACAAAGUGCUAAAAAUACUCAAACCGAAGAUAGUCCAAAAGAAAUUAAAGAUGGACAGACAGAAUCUGAGGAAAUAUUGAAACAAAAUGAUAAACUUUGGUGUCAGGCUAAAAUUAAAACCUUGGGGCGUAAAUUCAACUUGGAUUUAGCUCCUAAAGUUAGUAUGAUUAUAUUUAAAGUAUUAUUUUUUAAACAUGUAUUAUCAAAUGAAAUUAUAUAAUUACCCAAAUUUUUGCAGUUACUAUUCUCUCGCGGUACAUUGGUAGAACUUCUUAUUUCAUCAAAUAUUUCUCGUUAUGCUGAAUUUCGUUGUGUCAAUCGUAUUCUUACAUGGCAAUCUGAUAAAUUGGAAACGGUUCCUUGUUCUCGAGCAGAUGUAUUUGCUACCAAGAAUGUUGGACUUAUUGAAAAACGACAAUUAAUGCAACUUUUGACCUUAUGUGUUGAAUAUAAACCCGAAGGUGAUGAAUUUAAAGGAUUCGAAGAUAAAACAUUAAAAGAAUACUUAGAAAGCAAAAACUUAACUGAAAAUUUAAUGCAUUAUGUUUUAUAUGCUAUUGCAAUGUCCAAUGACACAACACCAUGUAUGGUUGGUGUUGAGAGAACUCAACGGUUCUUAAGUAGUCUUGGUCGUUAUGGUAAUACUCCAUUUUUAUGGCCUAUGUAUGGUACUGGAGAACUUCCUCAAUGUUUUUGUCGGUAGGUUGAAACGUCCUAUCUUGAAAAUUGAUCCAAUUAAAAUACUUACAUACAAUGAAAUAUCUUAUUAUUUUUGAUCUUUAGACUGUGUGCUGUUUUUGGAGGAGUAUAUCAUCUUAAAAGAGCAGCUGAUAGUGUUAUUGUAGCAGAUACCGAAUGUAAAGCAAUUUUAUCUGAUGGAUCAAGGCUUGAUUGCGAUCAUCUUGUGUUGGGCGUUGCUGAUGCUCCACCUGAAUUUUUAGGGUCUGUACCAAAAGCAGGCCUUUCAAGAGGAAUUUUCAUUUUAGAUAGAUCUAUAUCUAUCUCUGAUAAGGAAUCAUUAACAUUACUUCAAUUCCCAAUUAAAGGAAAAGAGCCUAUAACAAUUAUCGAGGCUGGACCAUCUACUCAUGUAUGCCCACCAGGAUUAUGUAGGUUCUAGAUACUUUUUAUUUUUCUAGUAAGUUAUAUUUAAAGUAUUUACUCAAUGUUUUUAGAUUUAUUACAUAUGACAACUAAACAAAUAGAAAAUGCAGUUCAGGAUUUGAAGCCAGCUGUUGAAGCAUUAUUACACACUGAAUAUGCUGAUGGUAUUACUUCUAGAAUUGAUACUGAUACUCAAUCAACCCAAACAACAAAGGAGGUAUUUCAACUUUGAUACUUAACAUUUCUUAGUAAAUUUUAAGUAUUAAUAUGAUUUAUUGUAGGGAGAUUCUGUUGCUUCAAAGGGAGACUCUAACACACAAUAUGGAUUGUUAAAACCUCAAAUUUUAUAUGCACUAUACUUCAAUUGCCCUGAAACUUCAGGGUAUGAUCUAUCACAGAAUGUUCCAAGUAAUGUUCACCUAUGUUCAGGACCUGACCUUGAAGUUGAUUAUGAAUUUGCUGUUAAACAGGUAAUAUUUAUUUAUUUAGUUUUUGAACAGUUAACAGUAUAUUAAUUAAUGUUCUUUUCUUUUUUCAAUGAUUUUAGGCUAAAUCUAUUUUCUCCAAAAUGUACCCAGAUUCUGAAUUUUUGCCCCGUGCUCCUGAUCCAGAAGAAUUAUCUCUUGAAGUUGAUGAAGCUGCUGGACCUCCUUUCCAAAGUUCUGAAGAACCUAAAGAAGAAUGAAUUAAAUAAAACAUUUCUCUGCAUUUGCUUUAAUUGUAAUAUUUUAGGCUAUUAUUAUUUUUAUCAAUUACUAUAAUUAUUAGCUUUUUAUACUUAUACCUUAUACCUAUUACCGGGGUUCACUAUUUAACAUUCCUAUAAAUUAAUAUAUAAAAAAAUAUAUACUUUAUAAAGGAGUUCAUAUUUGGGAAAUACAACUUUAAAAUUUGCUUAAUAUCUUAUAUGUUUUAUAUACAUACAUUGCUUUCUUUUAUUUUGCAUUAAAAAUGUUUUCUUUAUUAAAUUGACAUAUAUAACAUUAUUAGUAAUAUUGGGGGUUAUAUCAUCAUCAUAUCAUAUAUUUUUUUCUUGGUUAUUUAUAUUUGAUUGUAAAAUACAAAAUAGGACAUGUUUAAUUACCAAGUUACAUAAUUUUGUUUAAUGAUAUAAUCUCACACAUGCACAAUAUAUAAAUACUCUAAGCUAAUGAUAAAUUUAAAAGUUUAAAAAUUAUCUUGUGUGCAUAAUUACUUUUCUUCAUUAAUUGGAUUUAUAUUAAGACCAUUUAUAUUAAUCUUUUAGAAUAUGCAUUUUAAAUACAAAAUAUGAACUCCUUUUAGAUGAAAGAACAUUCCUUAAUGUAAUUUUAACACUAUAUUGUAAACAAGUUUUUUAACACUAAAUAAGUAAAGAUUUUACAAUUUUACUGUUGAAUAAAUAGAUAUACUUCAUAUGCUUAUGUAAUGGUAAUUUUGAUAAUGGUCAAUAUUUUUUUAAAUUUAUCUUAUUGAUUCAAAAAUUAUCUAGCAUUAAAGUAAUUAAUUUUAAAUUAAUAUUAUUAAAAUUGCACAGCUAUAGCUUGAAUUAUUAAAACAAUAUUUUAAAACUUUUUAAAAUGCGUAUAGAAAUACAAUUAUACAUAUGCAUCAAUCUUAAAUAUUUGAUAUUAUUUGAAUUAUGUUCAAAAUAACUUGUUUUGGUUCCUUAAUGUUUCUAAAUUUUCUAGUCAUCUAAUUUGAUUUGAUUUUUCACCACAUGGUAAAUUAUCUUUGAGAUAUUAUUUUGUUCCUUUUAUGUUCUAAAAGCUGACGUUGUUUAAUAUAUACUUUAAGUUUUAAUUUUUAUGUUAAAAACUAAAAACAUUAACCAAUUUCAUUGUUUUAUUAUUUAUUUUUUAUCUAAUUAAUAUAGAAUAUAAUUUAAUUUUAAUUUUAAAAUAAAAUAACAAUUUUAGUUUUGUUGCUUUUUGCAACGCCUUUUCUGGUGAUUUGGUUUUUAAUUUGUAUGCAUAGAUUAAUAUAGUUUAUUUACAUUUUAUUAAGCGUUAUUUUAAUUUAUAUAUAAUUAAUAAUUUUCAAAUUCCUUCCUUAUUUCCUGUUUUUUAAAUUAAAUCAAAUUAAAAUAAUUAUGUAGUUUGAAUACAUAAAUAUCAAAUAAUUAGUUUUUAUUAAUGAUGUGUGCUUUUAUUUUAGUUUAUGAACUUGUGUCCAUGUUUUUUUAUUAAAGGCA